Molecule: messenger RNA, 690 nt
Organism: Racocetra fulgida
Lineage: Eukaryota; Fungi; Glomeromycota; Glomeromycetes; Diversisporales; Gigasporaceae
Source: the annotation of a GenBank genome assembly
CUUAAAGAUUCUGGUCAAAAACAUGAAAAAACAAUUCAAGAUGCAGAACAAGCAUUAGAAAAGGCUAAAACAAAAUAUGAGACACAUAGUGAAGAUUGGGAGCGCACUAUUUUGCAAAAAAGUGGCGAUAUAUCUAAUAUAAAACCAAGGACCUCCUUAACAAAAGCUAUUUUUUCUAAGCAGCCAAAGUCUCCCACACAGGCUCUCAAAGAUAUUUCCGACGAAUGUGAUAUAGGUAUACAAUAUCAUCUUGCUCGAUACACCUACCUUUUUGAAAAUACUAUGGUAAGCGACGCAUUGGUUAUAAGUCCCGCCAAUACCGAAGAUGAUAAUCAUGAAAUUCCAUUGAUUUUAAUUAAGUGUGCAGAAGAAAUUGAAAAAAAUGGUGGUAAGGCUGUCAAAAAGGAAAAUGCGGAAACUGUUGACUUGAGUGCGGAGGAAUGUUCUUCAGACAAUCAGGAGAAAAAUAAAAUGAACGUUCAAAAUCUUGGAAUUGUGUUUGGGCCAACAUUGAUGGGCAGCCCUAUUGUUACUGCAAUUUCAAAUCCCGUAUCAUCAUCAGGUUUAUCAUUACAAAAUUCAAAUACGGCACUUUCAUCACCUUUAUCACAUGUGUCAGAUAGCGGCGGAGGACUUAAUGAUAUGGGAAUAAUUCCCAAUUUAUUAAUUUAUGGAAAUUUUUUAAUAUAG